Macadamia integrifolia is the source of this 1962-nucleotide messenger RNA. RefSeq names its product carbon catabolite repressor protein 4 homolog 5. The transcript is spliced from 14 exons. The coding region runs from base 105 to 1481 and encodes 458 amino acids. The record is from RefSeq and is a predicted model, not a curated record. Gene Ontology annotation, molecular function: 3'-5'-RNA exonuclease activity. NCBI's taxonomy places the organism in Eukaryota, Viridiplantae, Streptophyta, Magnoliopsida, Proteales, Proteaceae.
GACAAUGGAUCAAUCCAAUGCCUGUUAGCAAUUUUUUACCUUUCCGUUUUUGCGUCUCUUUCUCUUUCUCUUUCUCCUGCUCUGUGUUUUGACUGGUAACGACGAUGGAGAGUUCACCGAGAACUUUGGGUCGCGGCAAACGUGAACCCCCUUCACUCAUAGAGCAGACCCAUCAGACCCAUAGUAGGAAGAGGCGAAGAGUAGUCACUGUAGAAUCUGAAAUCCAUGUUCAUGAGAAAAGAUAUGAAAUCUCAAGUUCAAACAGCAGACGUGGGGGUUCCUCGUCUCCCUGGAUCGAUGAGAGGCAGAGGAAAAAGAAUAAGAGGAGGCAGAGAAGUAAAAAGGAAUUUGUAGACGGUUAUCGCAAAUGGGUUUUCUCUCCCCAUGAUUUCUCCCGUUACAAAGACAGGGUUUGCAUUGUCUCGUAUAAUAUCCUAGGUGUUGAAAAUGCAUUGAAGCAUCCAUAUCUAUAUCCUCAAGUCCGACCCCAAUUUUUAAAUUGGGACUGGAGGAAAAAGCUCAUUCUCAAGGAGCUUAAUCAUUACGAACCUGGCAUUUUAUGUUUCCAGGAGGUCGACCGUUACAGUGAUUUAGCUGAUCUUCUACAAAAGGAUGGUUUCAAAGGUGUUUAUAAGGUUCGCACAGGAAAAGCAAAUGAUGGGUGUGCUGUAUUCUGGAAAGAAGAACUUUUUACACUUCUGCAUCAAGAGAGCAUAGAAUUCCAGAAGUUUGGCCUUCGUGACAAUGUUGCCCAGCUUUGUGUUUUAAAGAUGAUUAGAAGUCAUUCAGAUUCAAAUCAAUGUGUGAAUUCUCAAAAUUCACAGAAUACACCUUCUCGGAGUUUACUUCUUGUAAAUAUACAUGUACUGUUCAACCCAAAUCGUGGAGAUAUCAAGCUGGGCCAGGUGAGGUUGCUACUUGAGAGGGCACAUGCUAUAUCACAAGAAUGGGGGAACAUCCCUGUUGUAAUUGCUGGGGAUCUAAAUAGUAUGCCAAAGAGUCCGAUUUAUCAGUUUCUUGCUUCAUCUUCGUUGGAUAUACUACUACAUGACCGCCGAAAAAUUUCUGGCCAGAUUGAAAAUGAAAUAAGUUCAAGACCCUUAACAGCUCAACUUGAGGAUGCACACAGGCUGUUGGCGUAUAGAUGGAGUGAAGAAGAAUUACGGCUUGCUGCUGGGUGUGAUGGAGUUACUCAACUUCAGCACCAUUUAAAACUUUGCAGUGCAUAUACAGGAAUUCCUGGAAGUUAUCGCACUAGAGAUAACUGUGGAGAACCUUUAGCAACAUCAUAUCACUCCAAGUUUAUGGGAACUGUGGAUUAUAUUUGGCAUUCUCAGGGACUUGUUCCUGUAGGAGUUGUUGAAACCUUACCAGUUGAUAUUUUGAGAAAAAUAAGAGGCCUUCCGAAUGAGAAGUGGGGCAGCGAUCAUCUUGCUCUGGUAUGUGAACUGGCUUUUGUGGAUGACAGCAGAGUGACUUGAUUGGCAACUCUAUGCAAGUUACCUAACAGAAGAGGCAUGGAUUGGACACAUCUAACAAUUUAGGCAGCUUGGAGCCCCCAAUGGUCAUGCAACAUGUAGGUAUGUAUGGAACAGAAAUUUCAGUGCUCACAGCUGUCAAUUGAAUUAUCAGAGCCAAUUCACUUGGAGACUCAACUCCUCGGUCAAUAUUCAGCUACAAAGUCUCUGAACCUGUCAAAUGCUUUGCCAAUUAAACAAAGUUAACUGAAGUUUUGAACUUGUAUUCUCUACUCAAAUUUUUGUGAGACCUAUUUUGUUUCUGAUGCCUUUCUGAGGUCACAUUCAAACAUUGUACAAUGAAACUAGACCAAAUCAAUGCCUCUUGGAACUUUAUGUACAGUGGACCAGUAGGGAGGAAUGAAAGGUAUCAAAGGAUUGUAAUGUUCACCAUUGAAUAGAUGCUUAGAAACUAAUUAUCAAAUCUCCUUGUUUGUCAACUUAA